GCGCACGCGCGAGUCAUCGUCAACUACGACGUUGCUUUUCCCCUAGCCGCUGACCCUGACAUGGCGACGGCGACAUCGAAUUCGUCCACUACGGGCGAAAAGGUCGCCUCCUACCAUGCACCACCGGUGACAGGGCCUACGGGCGCGGCCGUCCAUCGGCUCAGAUGCCUUUCGUCGACCAUCGAGCUCGGCUUCCACCUGGUCCCACACAUCGUCGCAACCGUUCUUACCAGCCUGCCUUCUUCCACCUACGUCCUCGUCACCGACUCACACAUUGCCGCAUUGCAUCUCGAUGCUUUCGAGACCGAGUUCCGCACAUUCAUGGGCAAGCAGGGUCUCGCCAAGCCACCCAGGCUCCUUACAAAGGUCAUUCCGCCCGGCGAAACGAGCAAGUCGCGCGAGACAAAGGCCAUGCUCGAAGACUGGCUGCUCUCCCAGGCAGUCACGAGGGAUGCCGUCGUCAUCGCUAUGGGCGGCGGCGUCAUUGGUGACCUCGUCGGUUUCGUCUCGGCGACAUUCAUGCGCGGCCUCAAGUUCGUCCAGGUGCCCACAACGCUCCUGGCCAUGGUCGACUCGGCCGUCGGGGGCAAGACAGCGAUCGACACUCCGCACGGAAAGAACCUCAUUGGAGCGUUCCACCAGCCAAAUUUCAUCUUCAUCGAUGUUGCCUUCCUCCAGACGCUGCCCGAAAGGGAGUGGAGCAACGGCAUGGCUGAAGUUGUCAAGACUGCCGCCAUCUGGGACGAAGUCGAUUUUGCCAAGCUUGAAUCAAGGGCACCCGCGAUCAAGUCGGCCGUCCUCGGGCCAUUUCCGCCCAACGCGCCCAAGGAUCAAGGUCGCACCCUGGCGACACGGACAGAGGCGCAGACGCUGCUCCUCGAUGUCAUUCGAGGCUCGGUGGGCGUCAAGGCGCACAUUGUCAACAUCGACGAAAAGGAGACUGGCCUUCGUAACCUUGUCAACUUUGGCCACAGCAUCGGCCACGCCAUUGAAGCCGUUCUGACGCCCGACAUGCUCCACGGCGAGUGCAUCUCGAUUGGCAUGAUUCUCGAGGCAGAGAUUGCCCGCUUCACAAACGGCCUCUCGCAGGUCGCAAUUGGUCGUUUGACACGCUGCCUCAAGGAGUACAACCUGCCCGUCACCAUGGCCGACCCUCGUGUGAGCCGGUUAAGUCGCUCUUCUGGCUUGACAGUCGACCGGCUGCUGGACAUCAUGCGUGUAGACAAGAAGAACAGCGGUGACGAGAAGAAGAUCGUGCUCCUUGCUCGCAUCGGAGCGACCGUCGAGGAAAAGGCCAGCACGGUGGCCGAUGCGAUCAUCAGGAGGGUGCUGAGCCUGGCUGCCCGCGUCGUUCCCACUUCGGCUAUCAAGCCCUUCACUCUCUCGACACCGGGAAGCAAGUCAAUCUCGAACCGUGCUCUGAUCCUCGCGUCGUUGGCCAAAGGCACCUGCCGCCUGCGCAACCUGCUCCACUCGGACGACACGCAGGUCAUGAUGGCCGGUCUGCACGAUCUCGAGGCCGCACAAUUCUCGUGGGAGGACGGGGGGGACACCAUCGUCGUCGAGGGUAAUCAGGGAAGGCUCAAGGCACCUACAGACAAGGAAAUCUACCUGCAGAAUGCCGGCACUGCUGCUCGCUUCAUGACAACGGUGUGCGCCCUCGUCGGCGGGGCCAACCCCGUCACCAUCACGGGCAAUAAGCGCAUGAAGGAGCGACCGAUUGGUGCUCUCGUUGAUGCCCUCGUGGCCAACGGGACUGCCAUCUCCUACAAAGAAGCGAACGGCUGUCUUCCUCUUUCCAUCCUAGGCCCAACUGGAGGGCUCGCCGGUGGAAGGAUCGAGCUGGCCGCCACGAUCUCUUCCCAGUACGUCUCAUCGAUUCUCCUUUGCGCGCCAUACGCCCAAGACGACGUCAUCUUGGACCUUGUGGGAGGCGCAGUUAUCUCGCAGCCUUACAUCGACAUGACGAUCGCAAUGAUGAAGUCCUUUGGCGUCGAGGUACAACGUUUGGUCGACGCAAAGACGGGAACGCCCCUCAAUACGUACCGCGUCCCGAGGGGUCAUUAUGUCAGCCCUGCCACUUACGACAUCGAGAGCGAUGCUAGUAGCGCGACAUACCCUUUGGCCAUUGCCGCCAUCACAGGCACCGAAUGCACAGUGCCAAACAUCGGCAGUGCGAGCUUGCAAGGCGACGCACGCUUCGCAAAGGACGUCUUGGAGCCCAUGGGCUGUCAGGUGACGCAGACGGCCACGAGCACCACUGUCAAGGGACCGCCGCUGGGCCAACUCCGUCAGAUUGGGACAGUCGACAUGGAGCCCAUGACCGACGCCUUCCUGACGGCCUCUGUCCUCUUUGCUGUCGCAACAAAGGGAGAUCUGCCUUCGACCCGCAUCACUGGCAUCGCCAAUCAGCGGGUCAAGGAGUGCAAUCGCAUUGCAGCCAUGAUCGACGAGCUGGCCAAAUUUGGUGUCAGGACUGUCGAACACCCAGAUGGCUUGGAGAUCUUUGGCGUGCCCCACGAGAAGCUCAAUCAAAAUGUCAGCGUCCACUGCUACGACGACCAUCGCGUCGCCAUGGCGUUCAGCAUCCUGGCUCUCGUCACACCUGGCCCGGGCACAGUGCUGGAAGAGAAGCGCUGUGUCGAAAAGACGUGGCCCAACUGGUGGGACGACUUGGAGCGCGUAGUAGGCGUCAGGGUGCAAGGAGCAGAUGCGCCGGCCCCCAGUGCUUCGUCGUCGGUGGCCAGCACUUCGUCGCUGAGCAACAUCAGCAAAAGCCUCACGCCGGUCCAGUAUCGGCCCGAUGCCACCAUCUUUUGCAUUGGCAUGCGAGCUUCGGGCAAAACGUACCUGGGAGGCUUUGGCGCUGCGGCGCUGAACCGGCCGUUCAUCGACGCAGACGUGCUCUUCAACGAGCGCUACAAUCUCAACAGCUUCGUCAAGGAGCACGGUUGGCCUGCCUUCCGCAAGGCAGAGACGGACAUUCUCAGAGAGCUCAUGACGGAAAGGGCUACCGGCCAUCUCAUCUCGCUGGGCGGCGGAGUAAUCGAGAUGGAAGAGAACCGAAGGCUGCUGAUGGAGUAUGCGAAAACAAAGGGACCAGUCGUAUAUGUAUUGAGAGACAUUGAGGAGGUGGUUUCUUUUCUCGAGACGAGCGAUCGACCGGCGUACGGCGAGCCAGUCCGAGACGUCUUCAGAAGGAGACAACCCUGGUUCUCCGAGUGCUCUAGCUACGAGCUCGUCUCGUACUCUGGAGAUACCGAUGUCGUUGACGCCUUUGACGCCGAAAUUGCUUCGCUGCCACCCCCCUCGACUCCCGUCGACGGGACACGCACCAUGGGUCCACCCUCGAAGGCAGCCUCUAUUCGCAAGGCCGUCGGGCUCGAGGCAGAGGUUGCCCGUUUCUUCCGUUUUAUUGCUGGUGAGGAAGCCAACCAAGUCGACGAUCUGGAGACGAGGUCGACCUACUUUCUCUCCCUCACCUUCCCGGACCUGCGUCCAGCGCUGUCGAUCAUUGAGAAAAUCACGGCGGGAGCUGAUGCUAUCGAGGUGCGAGUGGACCUGCUCAACCCUGAGGGUGUGCCACCCCAGAAGGGACACGUCCCACCGGUGCAGUAUGUCGCUACGCAGCUGGCGGCCCUGAGGCAGAGGACGUGGCUGCCAAUCGUCUAUGUCGUCCGUACUGUCAGUCAGGGCGGCAUGUUCCCUGACGAGGAAGAGGACACCUACUUUGAGCUCCUCAAGCUUGGUCUCCGACACGGGUGCGAGUACGUCGACUUGGAGCUGCGCUGGCCCGAAGCUCGCCUCGAUGCCGUUCGCGCCCAUCGUGGGCACUCCAAGAUCAUUGCCUCCUGGCACGAUUGGUCCGGUCAGAUGAAGUGGGAGGACGCAUCGACGCUGGGCAAGUUCGAGCAGGCGUGCAAGUACGGCGACGUAGCCAAGAUCGUCAACCGAGCCACAUCCUUUGCCGACAAUCUCUCUUUGGAGGCGUUCAGGGCAAGAGUCUCGAGCUUGCCGGUCGCCAAGCCGCUGCUGGCUAUCAACAUGGGCGAGAUUGGCCAGAUGUCUCGGACACUCAACCCAGUCCUUUCGCCCAUCACGAACGAGGACAUGCCUUUCAAGGCAGCUCCUGGUCAACUUACGUUCUCGCAGAUCCAAAAGACGCUCCACCUCAUUGGCCAGCUGCCAGCGAAGCGCUUCACUCUGCUCGGCACACCCAUCUCGCACUCGUUGAGCCCCUGCUUGCACAACACAGCCUUUGAGGUGCUCGGACUACCUCACCAGUACGGUCUCCUCGAAACGGCAGAGGCCGACGAUGCCGCUGUCGUGGCUUUCCUUCGUUCGGCAGACUUUGGCGGAGCGAGCGUGACGAUGCCCCACAAGCUUUCCAUCAUCAAGCUUCUGGAUGUCAUCACGCCGGAAGCUCAGGCGAUCGGAGCCAUCAACACCAUUUCCCCGAUUGUGCGCCAGGAUGGUCGAAAAGUGCUCGAGGGCGACAACACCGACUGGAUUGCGAUUGCGGAAUGCUCAAGACGUAAUCUUUCGCCAAUCCAGCUUUCCUCGAGCGACUUUACAGCUCUCGUCAUCGGUGCUGGAGGAUCGGCCAGGGCGGCCCUGUACGCCAUGAGCCGGCUCGGCGCGAAGACGAUCAUGCUCUUCAACCGGACGAAAGCCAAUGCAGAUCAGCUCGCGAGCCAAGUCCCGCGCGAAUGGAACGUCGUCGUCGUCUCGUCGCUCAACGACCUCCCUCAUAGGCCGGUGGCAAUCGUGAGCAACGUCCCUUCGGAUGGCACGUCACUCGACCCCUCGAGUGGCAAAGGCAUCAUCUUGCCUCGCUCUAUUCUCUCCAACGAGAAAGGAGGCGUCGUCAUUGACAUGUCGUACAAGCCCAUGAACACGCCUCUUAUUCAACUGGUCCGGGAGACCAAUGCCACCUUCGCCCAGUCAACUGCCUCGGCCGACAGGCGUAAUUUGCGUGAAGGAAGACUCUGGACGGGCAUCACCGGCGUCACGAUUGUGCUCGAGCAAGGCUGCCACCAAUUUAGAAAGUGGACAGGACGAGAGGCGCCCAGGGCGCCAAUCGAGAUUGCCGCUUGGCAGAAGUACUUUUCGCAGUAGUCGUCCUCCUGGCCGUUCCUGUGCUCGGAAGAAAAUUCUGGACAAAUUUUUGAAGAGAGACAAUGUUAUUGAAGAGUAAUUUUAUUUAGAGUCAUAGAGUCAAUUUGAUGAGAGAGGG
Molecule: messenger RNA, 5236 nt
Organism: Acaromyces ingoldii
Lineage: Eukaryota; Fungi; Basidiomycota; Exobasidiomycetes; Exobasidiales; Cryptobasidiaceae
Product: Shikimate dehydrogenase
Exons: 2
Coding region: 61-5118 (1685 amino acids)
Biological process (GO): chorismate biosynthetic process; aromatic amino acid biosynthetic process
Cellular component (GO): cytoplasm
Molecular function (GO): shikimate 3-dehydrogenase (NADP+) activity; 3-dehydroquinate synthase activity; shikimate kinase activity
Source: RefSeq, a predicted model, not a curated record